Acanthaster planci (crown-of-thorns starfish) is the source of this 8649-nucleotide messenger RNA. RefSeq names its product solute carrier organic anion transporter family member 5A1-like. Lineage: Eukaryota; Metazoa; Echinodermata; Asteroidea; Valvatida; Acanthasteridae. Gene Ontology annotation, molecular function: protein binding. Gene Ontology annotation, cellular component: basolateral plasma membrane. The record is from RefSeq and is a predicted model, not a curated record. Gene Ontology annotation, biological process: sodium-independent organic anion transport; transmembrane transport.
GUGACAAACACUUCUGGGUACAAAAAUGUAGAGAGCUGAAGCAAAAUAAACUUUAUUGUACCUUUCCAUUGUUCCAUUUUUUUUUCCAGUCUCUAUAGUACAGUUGUAUAGGGUUAAGUCAGGUUUUGGUUCCAACCUGCCCAAUUAUCAUAACAAAGUGUCAUACCACUUGUUCUGUCACGCGAACCAGAAUCAAUAGAAAGGAAUAAAAGCUGCCUUGUUGUGGUGAACUCUGGCCCAGAUGGGUUUCAUAACUCUGCAUUUUGACUCCAGUGAAGUGUUGUCUGGGUACGUUAUCUGGAGUGUGUACAGAAGAUCUAUUUUUAUGUGUCUUUUUAAGUAGGUUUUAUUUUAGUUUUUUGCAAGAUAAUUUUUUGUUGUUGUUUGGGGGGGUUCUGAGGGGGUGCUGGAGUGAGCGUUUCUAUAGUUUCUACGAAAUGGGUCACCGCGGUCUUAUUCUCCAGGGAAUUUAAGGAGACAACAGAUAAAACGUGUGGGCGCAUAAGAAAUGUCUCACAGUGAAUACAGACUAGAACACCACCUGGAGUUAGCUAAUCACUUCUGCUGGUGACCAGGCUUUCAUGAACCGCCUAUGCUGAAUGUGCAUGUCAGCUUUGCUGGCUUGCAGGCUGUACCAAACAGUUUGUACAACACCGCAAAAAUAACACUUUACUAAAAGACAAGUCAGCAACUGAGUUUGCAGAGGGCAGGCAAGACCAGAUCAUAAAUGGGCUUCUCUCACAUCGAGUGAUUUACCGGAUACGUUACUCUAAUAUUUCGCUCAGAUAAUCUCGUCAACUCUGUAGUUGUGUGCCCUUGUCAAGUUGUCCAGUCCCGUAAGCGACGAUGCCACGUGAAAAUGAUCUCAACGGGUACCAACCUGUACAAACCGCAGAAGACGGGCCGGGAAGGCAAAGAGGUGGCAUGCGAACUGCCGACGACAGGGCUGGGGCGGGGCAAGAUUCAACCCCCCUCCUUCCCGAGGAGCGAUGCUGCUGCAGCGUCCUCCAGCGUCUUGCAUCUCCCUAUGCCUUCGGCGUCUUCGUGUGUCUGAUCAACUUCCUGCAGGCGGCUGCGACCUCUGUAACUGGAAGUGCUCAAUUAAGCACAAUAGAGAAACGCUUCCAGCUCAAAACCUCAGAAUUGGCACCAUUCUUGAUCGUCAAUGACAUCGUGAGCGUGAUCAUGGUGCUGUUCGUGGCGUACUACGGCCACACCAGCCACCGACCGAGGCUCAUCGGGGGAGGAAGCCUUCUCAUCGGCUUGGGUCUACUGAUCUGCACACUACCGCAGUUUAUCUACAAGACACCCCCGCAGUUUUCCCUCGACAUUGGUCGUCGGGCAAACGGCACGGCAGAUGGAUUCUCAGAGGAUGGAAAGACUAUUCUUUAUCCAAUUUGUAAAGUUAGCGACAAAGAGGAUGGUGAUUACGAGAAGUGCACAGAAGAGGAAGAGUGGAACGCAGGGUCUCUUAUGUGGCAGGUGUCUUGGAUAAUAGUCGGCCAGAUACUGACUGGUGUGGGGGCUGCUCCAAUUAUGCCUCUCGCUGUCACGUAUAUGGAUGACAGUCUGCAUCGGUCCUCGACGUCAGUUUUUGUAGCCUUCAUGUUCAUCUCUGCCUCCUUCGGUCCCCUCCUCGGGGCUGGCAUUUCCGGCUUCUGCCUCUCCAUGCACACCGAUUUCUACAAGGCGCCGGUUUAUGCCCAAGCGGGUGAUCCGAACUGGUUAGGCGCCUGGUGGGUGAGCUUUGCCAUCAUGGGUGUGCUGAUGCUGGUGGUCGGUGUGCCCACCAUGCUGUUUCCGAAGAGGUUCCGGAGAAGGGCGAAGGGAGCUGGCGGGAGGGGGAGGGCGAAUUCGGAGCAGGGUGCGCAGACUGCGGAGGAGGUUAAUGACGAGGAGGAAGAUAUAGCGAAGAUGUAUCGCCUGAAUGUCCGUGGGAGCGGGGGCGGAAAAUGCUCCUAUGUCAAAGGUUUUCUGGGAGCACUUCGUCGCUUGGUAACCAACCUAACGUUUGUGUCUCUCAUUCUUGGAGUCUGCGCGAUGCUGGCGUCCGUUAUGGGAACAUUUAUCUUCCUAGCGAAGUAUAUGGAAACACAGUUCGGUAUUCCUGCCUCUCAAGCGCCCAUUUUCUUCGGUAUCAUCGCGCCACCUGGUUCCCUCCUGGGUAAUCUAAUUGGCGGCUUCGUGGUCAAGAAAUUGAAGCUGGCCAAGAAGGGACUGGCCAGAAUGGUGGUCACUCUCAAGCCCAUCGUCUUCAUCCUCGCACCGGCGUUCUUCCUCCUUGGAUGCACCAAUCCUGACAUCGCUGGCCUCACUGUUGGAUAUCCUGCCAUCAACACGACCAAUAUACGGCUACCAAACCUGACGUCGGGCUGCAACAUAGACUGUGCAUGCCCAUCCGAGUACACACCAAUUUGUGGGUCUGAUGGUGUGACGUAUGCGACGCCAUGUCAUGCUGGUUGCCGGACGAUAAUUAAGGAGAGUAAUAUCACAAAAGGUGGCGUGUUAUACACUGACUGCAGCUGCAUUGGUGAGAACAGUUCAGCUAACCCAUUAGGCUUGAAUGGAGACUACGAGUACGUGGCCAUACCAGGCGAAUGUCCUCGUGAUUGUAGCACGCUGAUUCCUUUUGUAGCGGUGGCCAUGAUACAAGUUCUUCUCUUAACCAUCGUUGGUAACCCAGGAUUCAUGUUGCAACUCAGGACGGUAGACGAGGAUGACAGGUCUAUAGCCGUUGGCUUCACAUCUAUGCUGCUACGAAUGCUUGCGUUUAUUCCAUCACCUCUGAUCUUUGGGGGAGCGAUUCAAACAGCUUGUAUCCUUCUCCAGUCGUCAUGCGGGAAGACGGGCAACUGCCUUGUGUACGACAUUGUGCAGUUUAGGUUUGUCUUCUACGGGCUGACGUAUGGUCUUGAUUUCCUGAGCCUGGUGAUGUUCACUGUCUGUUACUACUCCAUCAAAGUGACUAAGAGUCCUGAGGGCUUCGUACAGAUGCAUUCAGUUAAAUCAGAUCACGCUGUUACAUCGGUGGAUGAACCGGCUAACAUUGCUACACAAGACCAGGUGUUCAGCGCACGCAAAGAAACCGAUGUAGUCACGAUGGCAGAAAACGACGUCCACGUAGCUUACCAACCGGUGGACACAGAAGAUGAAAACACCAAGAAGCGCGACACUGACAAGAGAAGGGUUUUUGGGAAAGAUGGAGGGCUCCUUCCAGAAGAGCAAUGCUGUUGUGGCUCCAUCCAGCGCUUGGCACAUCCCAUUGUCUUUAGUGGACUGAUUUGCCUCGUCAGCAUCUUCAUGGGAGCCGCCUUCACCGGAACUGGAGGUGGCGUUUUUAGUACAAUAGAGAAACGCUUCCAGCUCAAGACAUCUGAACUGGCACCCUUCUUGAUUGUCAACGACAUAGUGAUGAUUGUGAUGGUACUUUUUGUUGCCCACUACGGCCACACCAGCCACCGUCCGAGACUCAUCGGGGGAGGCACCGUUAUUGUCGGCUUGGGUUUUCUUCUCUGCACGUUGCCACAGUUCAUUUACGAUACGCCUCACCAAUUUUCCCUCAGCACCGCUUCAGCUGCGAACGGCACGACAGAUGGAGACCCAGAAAUAAAUUUGAUUUAUCAGAUUUGUAAGAUAAAUGAAACGUUCUCCGGGAGCGAAAACACGGAGGAGUGCUCAGAGGAAGAAGAGAAGACCUCAGGGUCUCUCAUAUGGCAAGUGUCGUGGAUCAUCGUGGGUCAGAUAAUAGCUGGUGUGGGGGCAGCUCCAAUAUCACCACUUUGCAUCACGUACAUCGACGACUGCGUGGAGAAAUCUUCAACAGCAAUAUUCAUAUCGGCUAUUUUCGUUGCUGGUUCAGUUGGACCGCUUCUCGGUUAUCUCAUCAGCGGCUUCAGUCUUGCCAUCCACACCGAUUUCUACAAGGGCCCUGUAUACUCUCAAUCGAGUGACCCAAACUGGAUCGGCGCGUGGUGGUUGUGCUACGCCCUGACCGGCGUAUUGCUGGUCCUGAUAGGUAUACCCAUCGCGCUGUUUCCGAAGAAAAUCCGGAUGCGAGUGAAGGAUGCUCAAACUGAUGAGGAAGAGAUAAGGAUGACCCACCAAGAUGGGGAGAAGCAGACUAAGGCGGAGAAAGAUGUGUGUGGUGAUGACGUUAGGGUUUGUGACGUGCCGGACAGGACUUGGAAGGGAAAAUGCUCGUAUGCCAUCGGUUUUCUCAGUGCUAUUCAGCGCCUGGUAACCAACGUGACCUUUGUAUCUAUGGUCCUGGGAGCAUGCGCCACGAUUUCAUCAAUGGUUGCGACAUUUGCUUUCAUGGCCAAGUACCUCGAGACCCAGUUUGAUCUUCCCGUUUCGGAAGCACCGAUACUAACUGGUCUUAUCACAACGCCAGGUAUGUUGUUGGGCAACGCUAUAGGAGGCCUGGUGGUCAAGAAGCUGAAACUGACCAAGAAAGGAAUGGCCAAAAUGGUGGUCAUCCUCAAACCGUGUUCUCUGCUCAUCCUUCCACUGUCCCUCUUCCUUGGAUGCAACAAUCGGGACAUAGCAGGAAUCAUGGCAAGUUACCCUACCUCAAACAUCACGAAUGGACCACUGCCAAAUCUUACAACCAGCUGCAAUGUCGACUGCGCAUGCCCAACCACUUACACACCCGUGUGUGGCUCCGACGGUGUGACGUAUGUGACACCAUGCCACGCUGGUUGCUCAGCAUGGAUACAAGGGAUGCCCGAUAGUGACGAUGGUGGAAGCACCACUUUUGUCUACACAAACUGUACCUGCACGGAUGUCUCCAACUCGCUCAGCCAGAUUGGCUUAAAAGGAGACAAUGAGCAUGUGGCGAUGACUGGCGCAUGUCCUCACGAGUGCACUACCCUAAUCCCCUUCGUCGCCAUUGCGAUUUUCAACACAAUCCUUGGUGCCAUUGUCGGUAUACCAGGUUUCAUGUUGGAGUUCAGGGUUGUGGAUGAGGGUGAUCGCUCCCUGGCCAUUGGUUUCUCAUCAAUGAUGAUGCGGUUGCUAGCACCGUCUGAAAAGACAAUGAAGGGCGAUAACACGCUCAGCGAGAUAUCGAAGAGAAAAAAAGAUGGCAGAGAAGGCAUGAGCCCGGAUAAAGAGCUAUCACCGGAAGAGCGAUGCUGCUGUAGUGGCCUCCAGUGUCUGGUGUCCCCCUACCUCUUCGGCGUCAUGGUGUGUUUGGUCAACCUCUUCCAGACAGCUGCUUCAACCGGAACAGGAGGAGGUGUUUUGACUACAAUAGAGAAACGUUUCCAACUCAGAACCUCUGAAUUGGCGCCAUUCUUAAUCGUCAAUGACAUUGUGAGCGUGGUCAUGGUGCUGUUCGUGGCGUACUACGGCCACACCAGCCACCGACCGAGGCUCAUCGGGGGAGGAAGCCUUCUCAUCGGUUUGGGUCUACUGCUUUGCAUGCUACCUCAGUUCAUCUACGAAACGCCUCCGCAGUUUUCAAUAGAUAUUGAUCAGAACAGUACAGGAGAGAACGUAUACCCGGUUUGUCAAAAUACCGAAGGUACACCUCCUGGGUGUACCGAGGAGGAAGAGAAAAACUCCGGUUCGUUAAUAUGGCAGGUGGCAUUGAUUAUCGUUGGUCAAAUACUGUACGGAUUCGGAGCAGCCCCAAUACUGCCGCUCUCCGUCACGUACAUGGAUGACAAUCUGGAUCGGAGCUCAACAUCAAUUUUUGUUGCUGGCUCUUUCAUUGCAACUGCGCUGGGGCCCCUCCUGGGGUACGGCAUCAGCGGGUUGAGCCUAUCCAGACACUCCGAUUUUUACAAGGGACCCGUGUACGCCACGCCAAAGGACCCUAACUGGCUGGGCGCCUGGUGGCUAACCUACGCUAUCACCGGAGCGCUGGUUACAAUUUCAGGUCUCCCCAUUCUGCUGUUCCCAAAGAAGAUCCGACGGCGGGCACAGAAAAUUAAAGACGGAGAGGAGACAGCGAGAGGAUGUGAUGAGGGAGCCAGAGAAACAGCCCCGGAGGCAGAUGAAAGCGAUGAUGUUCCUGCUCUGUAUCGUCUACAGGUUCACCAGACUGGAGAGGGAAUGUGGGCAUAUGUCAAAGGCUUCCUCAGUGCCAUCCGUCGCCUAGUUACCAGUCUUCCAUUUGUGUCCUUGGUUUUGGGUGUCUGCGCGAUCCUUUUUGCCUUAGGUGGCACCAUAAACUUUAUGGCGAAAUAUCUGGAGACACAGUUCUCCUUGUCAGCUUCCACAGCACCCAUGCUGUUCGGUAUAAUACUGACCCCUGGGGCUAUUUUCGGCAACCUGAUUGGUGGAUUCGUGGUCAAGAGGAUGAAGUUGUCUAAGAAGGGAUUGGCUCGAAUGAUCGUCAUCGUCUUACCCUGGUUCUUCCUGCUUACUCCACUGUACCUCCUCCUUGGAUGCGAUAACGGAGACAUUGCUGGCAUCACUACCAGCUACAUAAACAUGACAGACGCAAAACUCCCAGAGCUGCUGGCCGAAUGCAACGUUGACUGCGCAUGUCAGACGCGGUAUACACCAAUCUGCGGCUCCGAUGGCAUGACGUAUGUAACACCGUGUCACGCAGGUUGCCUAGCAACGGCACGAGGGGAGCUUGGAGGAGAGGAAGGUGGUAAUGUAACGAUCUUCACAGACUGUGGGUGCACUGGUACAAACAGUUCGGAUGACCCAUUAGGCUUGAUCGGAAGCUACGAGCACGUGGCGGUACCGGAUGAAUGUCCUCAUGAAUGCAAAAUGCUUAUUCCUUACGUUGCUUCGGUGACGGUUGGGUCGCUCAUCACCACACUAUCGGGGAAUCCAAGUUUUAUGUUGCAGCUCAGAUUAGUAAAUGAUGAUGAUCGAUCCGUCGCUGUUGGGUUCACGUCUAUGUGUCUACGGUUACUAGGAUUUAUUCCAUCUCCUAUCAUCUUCGGCGCGGUCAUCGAUACCGCUUGUCUCCUUUUCCAGUCGUCGUGUGGGAAGACAGGAAACUGUCUGAUCUACGACAUCGUUCAUUUCAGAUACGCUUUUAAUGGGCUGACCGUUGGUAUCAACUUUCUGGCAUUUGUCAUGUUCUUAGUGUGUUACCUCUCGCUAAAAUCGACCGACGAAGCCGAGGUAGGUCGCGAUUCCAGGAAAAACCCGUCGAGAAUGGAGAAUACAACGCAGACACUUGGGAUGAAGGCCUUCAGAGAGACGAUGGAGCAAUUUUGCAGACGGAGGACAUUCAAGACACGGGCAUCUGAAACGCUUUACAUUGCAGCCAUCUGUUAUUGCGGGGCUACUAAUAGUAAACCUUUGACAAUUAUUCUUAGCUUGAACCACUGUGAAUCAAUUUGAACCGGAAAAGCUUCCAAUACCAGCUAAAUCCUACUAUAUAAGGGAAUAUUCAUCACAGAUACUGCUUAGUCUAUCUAUUAAAGUAUAUUCUCGCUGUCUUAAAGAUCACACUCACGCUCAUCCAAUUGAUUCCUUCAAAGUUACUGCCACUACUUUACAAAUAUACAUCAAUAAUUAAUCAAUAAUUUGAAAUUAUUUAUUGUCUGUAUACAGUCUUAAUCUACAGAAGGUAGACUGUAAAGAAGGAAAGUUCAUUAAACAUAAGCGUAUUUGAUUAACUUACGCUAAUGUUGAAUUGUCUGUAAUGCAUAGCUUUACAAACCCUAGCUUAGUAUGAGACUCUCGAUGUACAUAUCCCCAGUGGAUCAUGGUAGAGCUUACUUGUUUUGUUGUUCUUGAAGUGUUAUCACCACGAAUUAAAAUAACACCUUAUCAUUUAUCAAUGCGACUUAAAAUUGUGCUAACUCAAUAGUUUAAUAAUGUUAGCAUUGUUAAAUGCUCACUCUGGUGUUCGCUAUGGGGGCCUCCGAUUACAAAGCCUGAUGACUGUAGUCUUGUUUUACUGCCCACAUUGCUUAAAACAGGGAUAUUUAUUCGGGAAAGGAUUUUGGAACUAAAAAGCAAGAGAAUAAAUAGACUCUUACGUUGUGUUUUGAGUAGAAUUAUUGGAGUUUUUUGGUAACCUGCAGAACAAAUAGUGGCUUGGAAUUUAAGGCUGUCAAUGUAUUCAUGAAUGCUUCAACUCUGUAUCAUCAAUUACACAAUCUUAACAUGGAAACCCAAUAGUACAUGUUGCUGGGCUUAAAGACCAGUGUCAUCAGACAUUGAACUUUGGAAUUAUGGUUGGGGAAUCACUCCGUCGAUCCUUUGACCUGUAAUUUGUUUUGCAAUCUGUCGAGGCUUGAAGGAAUUAUCAGUGGGAAUACUUCGUUUUUAUAUCAAGUUCCUAACGACCAAUUGCCGCUGUGUGGAUGCUGUUAGUGAAUUAUUUCGAAUCUCUGAUCAAUUUUUUAGCUAAACAUUCACAAAAUAGCGCACGAUAAGCCAUACCCGAGGCAGACUUACAGAAACCAAACGACCCCUUAUAGUCAAGUCAAAGCCUGCGUAGAAGACUGCAUUAUUAAAUGUGGCAGUGCAGUUUUCCUGCAUACAAUCCCAGAUCAAAGGUGCAGUUUGGUAAUUUUUGUAAUUGAACGCAGGUACUUUUGUCUGAAUGAUGAACGACAAAAGAUGGAAUGCCGGUACACUAAAAUGAUAAUAGCUAGGUUUGUUUCUCUCUGUAAAAUAAAGAGGAUUGCUCAAUGGAGUGAAUUUUUCAUAACUGCAAUCAAUCUG